This is a messenger RNA of Arachis ipaensis, 739 nucleotides long. The record is from RefSeq and is a predicted model, not a curated record. Lineage: Eukaryota; Viridiplantae; Streptophyta; Magnoliopsida; Fabales; Fabaceae.
GGCCUACAAGAAUGAGGAUUGCUCUAGGAGCUGCUAAGGGAUUAGCAUAUCUUCAUGAGGAAUUGGUUUUCGUCGUAGCUGAAGGAAGCCACCGCCGAGUUGCUCCCCUCUCUACAGUGCUCCCGCAGUGGUUUCCAUUGCGGCUGAAAGAGGCUGUUGCCGAGCUGUUCUCCUCUCUACCUCGCUGCUGCAACCACCUUCUUCAUGAUUUGCCCAUGACUCUACCUUUGUUGCGUCCUUCUUGUAGCGUCGGGGCUGACCCUCGAAGCUACUGGAAGCCGUUGGCAUCAUUGCUGGAGCUUGUUGCCGGGUCUAAUAAGAGCAAGGCCGUUGGGUGUAGCAGUAGCAGACUAGCAGUGUCUCUCAAAAAGACAGCCUUUUCCGGCAAUAGCAGUGGCGAAACACGGACCUUGUUGCUUCUGCUUCUUUCUAUAUCUUGCUCGUUUGUUUAUCCCUAAAGACGCUAAAUGAUGAAUUUUUUCAUUCUUUUUGUUUUUAAAAAUAUCUAAAUCUUUUGUUAUUGUUGUUAAAUUUAAAAAAUUUGAUGUUAUUAAAUAUCUGAAGUGUUGGUGGCGGUGGUAGUGACUAUAAAAAGGUAGAAAGGUGAUUGUAGGACAAACGCUGGUGUAGUGGGGGUAUUUUUUGUCUUUUAAAAAAUUAUUGUCUUCAAAAAGAUAAUUUUAAUACUAAAUAAAUUGUUGAGAAUUAUUUCGAACCAAAAAAAAAUUAGGAAUAUUUU